Messenger RNA from Penicillium manginii, 4257 nucleotides. RefSeq names its product non-ribosomal peptide synthetase. The transcript is spliced from 3 exons. Bases 1 to 4257 code for a protein of 1418 amino acids. Gene Ontology annotation, biological process: secondary metabolite biosynthetic process; amino acid activation for nonribosomal peptide biosynthetic process. The record is from RefSeq and is a predicted model, not a curated record. Gene Ontology annotation, cellular component: cytoplasm. NCBI's taxonomy places the organism in Eukaryota, Fungi, Ascomycota, Eurotiomycetes, Eurotiales, Aspergillaceae. Gene Ontology annotation, molecular function: catalytic activity; phosphopantetheine binding.
AUGCUCCGAGCCCGGUUCCACAAGAUCGAGGAACACAGCACCUUUACCCAGCUGAUUUGCGGCGAGAUAGAGGGUUCCUACCGCUGUCGCCGCCACGAGCAGCUCGACCGCCCAGCGAUGGCUGCGGUCAUGGCUGCCAGUGAACGCACCCUCGACAUCACUUCCGGCCCGGUGUUCAGCACCGACUACUUCGAUUCUCCCGGGGAGCAGCUCAUUUUCUUGGCUGCUCACCACUUGGUCGUCGAUCUGGUGUCCUGGCGGAUCCUCAUGCAGGAGCUGGAAGAGUAUCUGCAGUCUGGCCGUUUGGCAGACAGUCAACCCUCAGUAUCCUUCCAGUCCUGGUCCAGCCUGCAGGCCCAGUACGCUUACGAGAACCUCUCAAUCGAGUCCGUCCUUCCGUACGAGGGACAUGGAAGGGAGCCCAUGGACGCCUCCAUCAACCUGUCCAGCACGGUGGGCUGGUUCACCACCAUGGCUCCCGUUCACCUGCCUGCAGCCGACUCCAGCGAUAUUGUCGAGACGGUGCGGCGACUCAAGGACCGCAGACGCCAGUUGGUAAGCAAUGGGUGGCAGUAUUUCACGGCGCGCUAUCUCGCCAGUGGGGCUGGCACCGGCAACGCCUUCCCGGAUCACUUGCCAAUGGAGGUUCUCUUCAACUACAUGGGUCAAUACCAGCAGCUCGAGCGCACGGAUGCCUUGUUGCGCGAGGAGCCCCGAACCGACCUGCCCGGGGUGGAAGAUAUCGCUGGCCAUGUCACCCGCCUCGCUUUCUUCGAAGUGUCGGCAGUGAUCAUUCAUGGCAUCGCCCGGUUCGACUUCACCUUUAGCGACCAGAUGCGCCACCAGACCGAGAUCAGCCACUGGAUCGAGUCCUUCCAGGAGAGUCUUACCGAGACCGCCACCGUCCUGCCCGUCAUGAGCCCCGAGAAAACGCUCAGUGACUUCCCGUUGAUGUCACUCACCUACAGUAGCCUUGAUCGGCUGCGCAAGGGGACGCUGGCCGACGCUGGCCUGCUCGAUCUCGGCGCCGUCGAGGAACUGUAUCCCUGCUCUCCGAUGCAGCAAGGCCUGCUUCUCAGCCAAAGCAAGGCCGACGGGGUUUACCAGCUGCGCUUCACCUUCGAGGUCAGCAGCAAGCAGACAACCGUAACUGCGCAGAGACUCUUCGACGCGUGGCAGCAGGUUGUGGACCAGCAGCCCAUCUUGCGGACCUUCUUCAUCGAUGCCGUCUCCCCCAACGCCCUGUUCGACCAGGUGGUGUUGAGUAAGCUCGUCGCCCGCACACAUCUCAGAAAGUGCACAGACAAAGACCUCGGGGGGCUGCUUGAUACACCGCAGCCGCGCGAUGACGACAACAAACUGCAGCCGCCGCACCGACUGGUGAUAUUCGAAACGGAAACGCGCCUCGUCUGCUCCUGGGAGAUGAGCCACGCCAUUGUCGAUGCUUUCUCGCUCGGGAUGAUCCUGGGGCAGGUCACCGAAGCCUAUCAGGGCCCACUGCAAGCACCCCCCCGCGCGCCCUGCCAUCUACCUCUGGACGGGGCAGCCGGACACCGAGCCCACCUCCGGUCGCAAACCGUCGACCUGAACGUUCAGCCCUCGGCCCUGCACGCCUUCUGCCAGGCCCACGGCGUCACCAUCGCCAACCUCUUCCAGACCGCGUGGGCGCUGGUUCUCAACGCCGUCACCGGCUCGGAAGAUGUCUGCUUUGGCUAUCUCGCAACGGGCCGCGAAGCACUCGACCCAGCGCUCAGCGAGGUGCUGGGCCCGCUCAUCAACAUGCUGGUGUGCCGCGUCGCUGUAGUACCGGCAAAGCAACUGCGUCAGCUGGUGCAGGAGGUGCAGAGCAACUACGUGACGAGUCUCGGCCACCAAGACUGCUCCUUGGCCCAGAUCCAGCACGCCCUGAAAUUGUCGGGCACUCCUCUCUUCAACACGAUGAUGUCUAUCCAACCCACCGGCGCGCCCAGCGGCGACGCAGACUCCCUCCUUCGCUUCCGCAGCAUCGACUCGCAGGAUCCGACCGAGUACGAUUUCGCCGUCAACGUCGGCUUCUCUGCGACUGAAAUCGACAUCACCCUCAACUACUGGGCCCCUGCGCUCUCCGACUGGCAGGCGACCAACGUCUGCCACACCCUCGACGCCGUGCUCUGCGCCAUUGUCGCCGAUCCAUCCCAGCUCGCCGGCUCUGUGGAUCUGUUCACUGAUUGCCACUCCGCCCACCUGGCUGCAAUGAUCGCGUCGCAAACCAGUGCCCAGCCCGUGGAAUCGACCAUCCCCGCCAUGUUCGCCGAUCAGGUCGCCCUGCAUCCCUCCGCUCCAGCCAUCUGCGCCUGGGACGGCAACCUCACCUUCCGACAUCUCGAUGCCGUCUCCGACCAGAUCGCCGAGCUGCUUGUCUCUCGCGGUGUUGCUCCAGAAGUCAUGGUUCCGACCUGCUUCGACAAAUCCGUCUGGUACACCGUUGCAGCGCUGAGUGUUAUGAAGGCUGGCGGCGCAUGGGUCGCUCUCGAUCCUUCGCAUCCGCCAGCGCGUCACGAAGCGAUCCUCCAGGAUACAAACGCAACGGUCGUGUUGACCUCGUCUUCUUACCGCGAUCGGUUUGCUGCUCACGCUGCGCAUGUCAUCUGCCUCGAUCAAGCGCUCGUCGACUCGCUGCCACCGCCAGGAAGCCUCCUAUUGACCCUUCCUCGUGCCCAGCCCAGCCACCUUGCCUACGUGGUUUUUACCUCUGGCAGCACGGGCACGCCCAAGGGGAUCAUGGUGGAACAUGGCAGCGUCUGCAGCAGCAUGGUCGCCCACGGUGCCGUCCUCAAGAUUGGCCCUGGAGACCGCGUGUUCCAGUUUUCCGCCCAUGUCUUCGACCUCAGCAUCCAAGAAAUCUUCACCUCGCUCAUCCACGGCGCCUGCGUGUGCGUCCCCUCCGACUCCCAGCGCCUCAACGACCUGCCGGGCGCAAUGCGGCAGCUCGACGUGACUGCCGCGACACUGACUCCGACCGUGAGCUCGACCUUCAAACCGGCCGACGUGCCCUCGCUCCGGCUCUUGAUCUUCGGCGGCGAGGCCGGCAACCAAAAGGCACACGAUCUGUGGCGGGGGAUCCCCAUGCUCGCCAACUGCUACGGUCCCGCCGAAGCGACAAUCUACUGCAUUUGCAAUACCGAGCUGUCGACCUCCAGUCAUCCAGUCACCAAUAUCGGCACGCCGACAGGGUGCAGGCCGUGGGUCGUGCAUCCGACCGACCACCAUCGUCUCGUCCCAGUCGGAUGUGUUGGAGAACUGGUCAUCGAAGGCCCUCUCAUCUCUCGAGGGUAUCUGAAUGAUCUGGCUAAGACGAACGCGGUCUUUGUCGAGGAUCUCGCGUGGGCCAACGCUCAAAGACCCUCCUCCUCCUCCUCCUCCUCCUCCUCCACGCGCCGACGCUUCUACAAGACGGGGGAUCUGGUGCACUACCACGCCGACGGCACCCUCCAGUAUCUCGGCCGCAAGGACUCACAGGUCAAGGUGCACGGCCACCGCAUCGAGCUGGGCGAGGUCGAAACCCACAUCAAGUCGCUGAUCCCGAAUGUCUCCCAAGUCGCCGUCGAGCUGGUGCAGCCGCCUGGCCGCGCCGAUCGCACGCUGGCGGCCUUUAUCUGCUUCUCGGAGACCAUUUCCGUCACUCAGGAAUCGUCCGACGAGCUGCUGCUCCCCAUGACCGACAGUAUGCGCUCGACCCUUUUAUCGCACCUCGAGGCCCUGGUGCACGCGAUGCCCGCCUACAUGAUCCCCAACCUCUUCGUGCCCCUGCGCCACCUGCCGCUCAACCUCUCCGCAAAGGCCGACCGCAGUAAGCUCCGCCGCCUGCUGAACCACGCCUCUGUCGAAGCCCUACAGACCUAUCGCCUCGCCUCGGAAUCCCCCAAGCAGCCGCCGUCUUCUCCACUCGAAUCCCGCCUCCACACUCUGUGGAGCCAAGUGCUCGACCUCCCCACCCACGCGAUUGGCGUCACAGAUCCCUUUGUGCAGCUCGGCGGUGACUCCAUCACGGCUAUGUACCUGGUCAGUGCCGCACGCGAAGCUGGCCUCAUCUUUUCCGUCGCCGAGCUGUUCCAGGCGCAGACCAUUGCCCAGGUCGCCAGGAUCGCCGAGUACAUCAGCGAGGACGACAGAACGUCCGGCAGCGACUCGGUCGAGCCGUUCACCCUCAUCGACGAUAGCAAUAUCUCGCUGGAUUCGUUGUUGGAUGAGGUGACGGCGCAGUUUGACUUUGAGUGA